CGCUUGAAAAACAGGAUCGUAACCGAGCAAUGCUAUGGUAGUCAGGGCACCCAGCGCCACCCAGUGACUAGUAUUCUUAUUAGAGAUGGUUAUGUGAGAGGGACACUGGUUAAAAAAGGUCACCUAAAUCCAAACUUCCACAACAAAGCUAAACUCCCAAGGGGAUCUCUACUCGCCGCAUCAAACUGACUAAACGUAGCCUUAGAGGGGAGGUACAAACUCACAAACGACGUCUUCAUCACUAUAACCGCUGAGCAAAGGGGUCUGAUUUUGCGUUUCUACGGUACCGGAUACGGGUACUUACUCCGCGAGCUGCGCGAAGACAAGAACCCAUCAGAACAAACAGGGUCAGAAAAGACAAUGACAUUCGCCCAACCCAUGACGGAACUGAUACCGACCGGAGUUGAAGGGACAAACAGAUUGAAGGUGGAGGAUUUUGUGGUGGUGUUCAAGAGGGCGAAGGCGGGUGGUGUAGAGUGGGAGGGGUUUGAAUGGAAUUUUGCGAGGGGUAAGACGCUACGUGAACGAAGAGGGGACGCAAACCCGUACGUUUGGCGCCGGGUCAGGGAGAAAGGGGCUUAGAGUAAUAAGGUAAGUUGGUUGUAUUACAGAAUGUGGACGUGGGUAUCUCUAAUUACGUUAUAUGAGUACCUGUAAAGAUGGUCAAUAUCACGGGUGGACUCGACGUUGGGUAUGGAUAUGGAUA
This is a messenger RNA of Neurospora tetraspora, 706 nucleotides long. RefSeq lists its product as uncharacterized. Bases 361 to 582 code for a protein of 73 amino acids. The transcript has a single exon. The record is from RefSeq and is a predicted model, not a curated record. Lineage: Eukaryota; Fungi; Ascomycota; Sordariomycetes; Sordariales; Sordariaceae.